Labrus bergylta (ballan wrasse) is the source of this 2126-nucleotide messenger RNA. RefSeq names its product lines homolog 1 (gene lins1). The record is from RefSeq and is a predicted model, not a curated record. NCBI's taxonomy places the organism in Eukaryota, Metazoa, Chordata, Actinopteri, Labriformes, Labridae.
GUGUGCAUCACAUGACCGGUGGAUCGUGGCCGGUGGAUCCGGUAGCUGGAGCAGCAGCAGCAUGGAGCACGGAGUGCGCAGCGGGCAGGGUCCCCCUCUCACACAGGUGUACAGGUGUCUCCUGACGGGCCGCUGCCCCGACUGGACCGCUGCGGAGGUGGCGGACGUCGUAUGCUCCGCGGUGUGCGGACCGGUGCCCGGUGGUGAGGACAGAGAGCGUUGUCAUGACAACAGCGUGGCGCUGUCCUGCAUGAGCGUGAGUCUGGUGGACAAGAUCGCCUCCUGCCUGACGUCACGGAGCGUCAGUCCUGCGGUGACGUCAUACUGCGAGGAGGUCCUGAGGCUGCUGCUCGGAGACGGGGAUCUCAUGUCUCAGCUCGUGCAUCUGUUCCAGUCCAAGGACCUGAUCGUCUCACACCUGGCUGCUAAGAGUGUGUCAACGUGUGUUUUCUAUUCUCUACAAACAUCAGGAACCAUCUGUCCGGUCUGGAGGCAGACGUGUGUAUUGGCGUUUCACAGAUCACUCCCCGGUACCGAGUUGGACGCCUGUCUGUGGUCACUGACUGAAGUCUGCAAAAAACUUCUUAAAGGAGCUCAUCAAGUGAUCUUUGGGGAGCUCCUUGCAGCUUUUGACUCGGCCCUGAGUUCUUUAUGUUCAAAGUUUCUCCCUGAGGACGGAGGGACAAAGUGUGACCGGGGGACAACACUCUGCCUCCUGCUGGACCUGCUGGAGGUGCUGACUGCGUCCACUUGGAUCUGCGGAGCUGCUGUGUGUCUGAAGAGUCAGAUAAUAACACACAGUCACUCCUCGGCUCUCCUGGAAACAGUCAGCGGCUCCUCAGAGUAUUUUGUGAAGAAGCGAGCGUUGCUGCUCUUGAAGAGGGUCGUGCUGCAGAAGGCUGGAGAGGACUGGGCUUCAGGAGACUUGCUGCUCAGCGGGCUGAAACACGAGCAACUCAGCUCAGAUAUGAGCCGGCUUGCUCACAAUGUGCUGACGGCAGUUGCUGCUGAUUGGUUGGAGACUGUUCAAGUAGAAUCUGCCUCUUUCUUUGGGGGAACCCGGGCGGUCCGAGGUGAAGAAGACCAAAAACCGGAUUGUGUGAUGCUGAGAGCUGUCAGUCUGCUGCUUCUCAAGUCAGCAGAACUUCGCAUCCAAUCAGCUGCUGGGACAGCAGGAUGGAGCAGAGCCACAGAGGUGUAUGGGUACCUGCAGAGUCUGUGGAGCUUCCUGAGGAGAUGCAGCGUCCUGCUGAGUGCGCUCACUCACCGCUGCUGCUGGAUCAGCGUGCUGUUUGGAGAGCAGGACGACGACAUGAUGGAGGCGGCCAAAGCUUCUCUCUCCAUAUUCCUUCAUCACAGGCGGUGCUCUGGGUUGGAGGAUUUGGCUGAGUUGGAUGCAGCCUGUGCGUCUGGUAACAACCCUCACUGCAUUUUCCUGCUUCUGCUCCAGAGCGUCUCCUUCGACCACAGCAUCCUCCUCGACUUCCUCAUCUCCACGGAAACCUGUUUCCUGGAGUUCCUUGUGCGGUACCUCAAGUACCUCUCAGCUGAUUGGCCGGGCUUCACUGCAGCGUGUGGAAGAAUCGGCUGUCAACGUUCCCUCCAGCAGCGGUCCUCACCUGCCUCAUGUGGUGGGGAUGUGUUGGAACAAAAGACUAAAGGUGAGCCGGGUGGGCUCCGUCUGGUACAGUAUGGUAGUUCUGACGAGUCCGGUCCAGAGGACAUGGAGGUUUGUCAUGAUGAAUCGAGGAUGCCGGUUUGUGAGAACAGUCGACUAAAUGUCAAUCAUGAUGUGAAACAGGAGAUGAGUGGACCACCAGGACCGAUCAGACAGAAACAAUAUGAGUCAUCACACUCUCUGAGUCAAGCUAACGCUGCGUUGAAGAGCUCAUCAUCAUCAUCGGUGCUACACAGUGAGCAAACGGGUCCAAACAUGGCCGCUCUGUCAGGACAGGUGAGCACCUCAGAGAGAACAGUCCUCUGUCUGUCUCAGCUCAGGGUGCUGCUGACCAGGCUGCAUGCGAGGAAACUCUUCCCAUACAACCCGUCCUCUCUUAUAAAGCUCCUCGCACAAGUGGAGAACAAAUCUCAGCAUCCUGUCCCAGUUCAAUAAAACAUGACCAAUA